UGUGCAGUUUUCUAUUAUAUUUUGACUCGUGGGGUUGGCUCACGAACAUAUCCAAACAUACAAAUGAAAGAUAGAUUGUGAAUCAUGUGAUCUUCUCUGUUGUAAUUAUCACUUAUCAAUGAAUCGCUUAGCUUGAAGGAACCAAAAAUGGCUACUGCAUCAGAAAUUGUAGCGAAAUUGAAUUUGAAGCCACAUCCAGAAGGCGGUUUUUACGCUGAAACCUUCAGGGACAGCUCCGUUCAUCUCUCCAAAUCUCACCUCCCACCGGAAUACAAGGUUGAUCGAGAGGUCAGCACGUGUAUAUACUUUUUGGUGCCUUCUGGGUGUGUAUCUGCUCUUCAUCGCAUACCAUGUGCAGAGACUUGGCAUUUUUACUUGGGAGAACCUCUUACGGUAUUGGAGUUGAAUGAAAAGGACGGUCGUGUCAAAUUGACUUGUCUUGGGUCUGAUCUCAUUGGAGACAAUCAAUUACCUCAGUAUACAGUGCCUCCUAAUGUCUGGUUUGGUGCUUUUCCAACGAAAGACUUCAAUAUUUCUGCUGAUGGGACUGUGACUAAAGCUGCUCCAAGGGACUCUGAGAAUCACUACUCGCUUGUGGGCUGCAGCUGUGCACCUGCUUUCCAGUUUGAGGACUUCGAGUUGGCAAAACGAUCUGAUCUUGCUUCACGUUUUCCCAAUAGUGAAGCUCUCAUCUCGUUGCUGACACCAGAGCCACACAUGGCAGGUAGCUUCUCAGAUUUCUAAAACGAUAUCUGCACAAGAAAAUGGAAACAAACAAUCAGAAACAUGCGUCGUUUGAUGGAUAUUGAAAGUUGAUCCACAGGUACUUCUUGGAUGAUGUUCUGACAUUGGAGCUUUGGGGGUAUAUCUUCUUUUGGAGUAUUGUCCUCAACAUCUGUUUACAUUCAGAAAUAGUUAUCAAUAUUAGAUUACGAAUGUUAUGUACACUGAUCCCACCAGAACAGCAAUUUGAGGAUUUGAGCGUUAACGGAUGUUCUGGAUUCUACCUUCUCCAUUUUCGAUUCCAGAGUUGUGAUUCUCAGAGGAGGAGUAACUGCAGCAGGUGUGGUAGCAGUACCACCUCCACAGAUGAAAAUCUUCUUGAGAAGGAGGGAUAAAGUUCUUUUGCCAAUAACUGUAGUGUCAUUAGCUUCAACACCUACAUCUUUGCCUUUACGGAGUAUGACAUGCUGGAAACUAUCGCUCUUCUUAAUCAGCUCAUCAUAACACAGUUCAUUCUUUGUUGUUUCAGAUUCAAAGCUUAAUUGUCUGUUAAGAAAUACGUUUGAUGGACAAUGCUUGCUGACUUCAAAUUCCAAGGAUGGACCCAAUUGCUCAAGGUGUUCAUCUAAUAACUGAUUGAACUCUUUUUGAAGUAUAUUUAGUUGUUCAGGUGUAAGAUCUUGAAGAUGUUGUUGCAAGAAAGAUGAUGGAUUCUCUUGAGACCUUUUUGGGCGUGCUUGAUUCAGAUUCUCAUCUCCAAACGUUCCUAUCGCCAGCAACACAUGAGGCCAGUUGGUGAAUUCUUCUGAAAAAUCCGGGUGGCUGCUCUGUUCUGUUGAUGGAAGUGCAUGCAGGAAGAUGGA
This is a messenger RNA of Benincasa hispida (wax gourd), 1586 nucleotides long. The record is from RefSeq and is a predicted model, not a curated record. NCBI's taxonomy places the organism in Eukaryota, Viridiplantae, Streptophyta, Magnoliopsida, Cucurbitales, Cucurbitaceae.